Messenger RNA from Leptosia nina, 1770 nucleotides. The record is from the annotation of a GenBank genome assembly. NCBI's taxonomy places the organism in Eukaryota, Metazoa, Arthropoda, Insecta, Lepidoptera, Pieridae.
AUGACUUACCAUGCCUUUGGAAUCAAGUUUUAUGUUAUGAAUGCUUUUGUUGACGAAUUCCAUCCGUUCAUAGAGGCACUCAUGCCUUUCGUAAAGUCCUUUUCAUACACCUGGUUCAAUUUGCAAGCGGCCAAGAGGAAAUAUUACAAAAAACACGAGAAACGGAUGAGUCUCGAAGAGGAGCGGCAUACUAAAUAUGAAUUACAGAAUGAGAAGGCAGAAGUCAAGCAAAAAUGGGCGUCGCGGCUAUUAGGCAAAUUAAGAAAAGAUAUCACACAAGACUGUCGGGAGGAUUUCGUGCUGAGCAUAACAGGGAAGCGACCUGCAGUCUGUGUCUUGUCCAAUCCUGACCAGAAGGGAAAAAUGAGGAGGAUAGACUGCUUGCGACAGGCUGAUAAGGUCUGGCGUCUGGAUCUAGUAAUGGUAAUCCUAUUCAAAGCAAUACCCCUGGAGAGCACGGACGGGGAACGCUUAGAGAAACAUCCAGAAUGCACGCAGCCGGGUCUCUGCGUCAACCCCUACCACAUCAACGUGUCAGUGAGGGAACUGGACCUGUACCUCGCCAACUUCAUCAACAGCUAUGGUAAUGGGAGCGACGGACUGCCAGAUAUCCUAAGCGGUUCGUUAUCUCCGAACCCGCCUAGAGACAAAGAGAACGAACACGAGGCAAAAAGCAAAGGCUACACGCACAAUCCGUACAAUGGUGUUAUAUGCAACGAUAUCAUUCUAGCGACUGGUGUCUUCUCUUCCAAGGAGCUAUGGAAGCUAUCGAAAGCUUCAAUCCUGCAAGAAACGGGUUCGGAAUCUCCAAGCGGGUCUGGCGGCGGGAUUAAACUGGAGUCCAGCUACUAUGGGUACAACAGCCCGGCGCCGCCCGCCUUCGAACCGCCCACGGAUCGUGGGACUCCAUCUACUAUGCUCGUCGGGCAAUGUUUUAGCAUCCCGCACAGUUCAGCAGGGUUGAGCGCUGCGCAGGCGCCGCUAGUUCCAUCUAACACCAUAUUUUACCAACAUGCGCCACCUCCCGCAGAUACACAUCCAACGUCAUCAGAAGGGCUCUCAAGUCAGCACUCGAGCAAGUAUGACGGGACGCCUCAAGAUUCUCUAGGGGACUUCGUCACUUUUGUAUGCCAAGAGCCACCUACAGAUGUUCAGCAGUUACAGGUGCACAGUCUGUCUAGGAGUCCAAAACCGCCAUACUUCAGCAGUUCAAUGUUACCACCACCACCGCUACCACCGAUGGCAAGACCGGUUGCUAUUAUUCGAUCUACUGCAAGCGAAGUCGGAGUUAGUGGUGUAGGUGUUGGAUCCCCUUCGUCCCCAGAGGUUCGAUCUCCAAAUGGGUCACCGAGACGCCGCAGUCCCCAUCCAUAUAGGGACUGUCACCCCCCAAUCUCACACUUCAACCACUUCCACUCGCAACCACAACAGGUGUUCAGCUACGGUUCUUUAGGUGGAGGGGCUGUCGUUUCUGGUGGAGGUGGUGGUUCACCUCCUGGAGGAUUGGGGUUGUACGGCCCUCGGCCCCCACCAAGAGCACCACCCAGAUGGAACGCGCCAUUUCCAACUUUAGAGGAAGAAUUCAAUAUAAUGACAGCACCAACUGGACCUGACCAUGUUGUCCUAUUGGAUGAUGAACGUUUUUUUCAAUCGAACGUGAUAACUUCGGACACAACAGCCAUGGACACGACUGGAACGAAUGUCCAGUCUGUAGUGGACACAGACGACAUCGCCCCAGAUAAACCGGCGCCGGAUCUUCGCUCGCCGUGA